This is a messenger RNA of Syzygium oleosum, 1302 nucleotides long. RefSeq lists its product as uncharacterized. NCBI's taxonomy places the organism in Eukaryota, Viridiplantae, Streptophyta, Magnoliopsida, Myrtales, Myrtaceae. The transcript has a single exon. Bases 257 to 1150 code for a protein of 297 amino acids. Gene Ontology annotation, biological process: root development; shoot system development. The record is from RefSeq and is a predicted model, not a curated record.
UUGAUGUGUCCACCUUCUGCUGGCCUAAACAAUUACAUGGUUAUCAAAAUAGUUAGGGUGACCCACAUUCCCACCACAUGCAAAUUCUUAAAAAUGUUCUCAUCUUAUGCCCGUUUCUAUUUGCAGCGUCCUCUAUAUAUAACAAGAGGAGGAAGAGUCACAGUCCCACUUCAAACCUCAUUUCAAAGAUUUGAGUGUAGUUUCACCAAUCAGAAAGCCCACCAAAAGAGAAACGAGAGGAGGACCCCAAAAAAAAAUGGCAAACUCAUCGUUCAUGGAGGGUGUGCAUCUUCCUCUUAGGUCGAUUAGCUUGCCCUCAAGGCUACCUUCGAACUCUCUCAAAAUCGUAGCUGAAUUAUCCAAGUUGAAAGCCUCGGAGUCUUCCCUUAGAGCCAAAACCAUCCGAGUGAACAUGGCGAGGCUCGCCGAGCUGUAUGUCAGCAUCGAAGAGCUCAUUGGCUCUCCCCUCACCCAACAAGCUAUUCUUCGAGACCGAAAUGGUAAAGCGAUGCAGAAGGCGCUCGACGAGUCGAUUAUGUCAUUAGACACUUGCUGGUUUGCGAGAGACUUGAUGGCGAGGAUGAAAGAUGAAGUCCAAGAUCUAUGGUCCGCGAUUCGAAGAAAGGGCGGAAUAAAUUCGAGCAUUGAAAGCCAUGCUAAGGGUUUCAUGAGUUUUAGAAAGAAAGCCAAGAGGGAUAUAGCGAAAUAUCUAGUUCAAUUCAAGACCCUGGAAGGCAAAAACACUAAUAACUCAUCAAAGUUUCUAAAUUCAGACAACCAUAUAGUCAUGGUGGUCGAAGUCUUGAAAGAAAUAAACCUCAUCACCAUUUCAAUCUUGAAGUCCCUCUUGAUCUUUGCCUCUCCUACAAAGACCGGUGGCUGGUCAUUGGCUUCAAGGUUGAUGCUCUCAAGCGAGAAAGGCGUGAAGAAAGUCUUGAAUGAAGUGGAGAGAGUGGACUCUACCGUGAGCUCCAUCCGUGAGCAAGCAACUCGGAAAGCAGACGCUGGGUCCGAAGCUCUAAAGGUGGCGCAAGAGAGGCUCGAGACGCUCGAACAUUGCAUGGAAGGGCUUGAAGAUGGAGUCGAUCGACUCUACAAACGCUUGAUUCGAAUUCGAGCGUCUCUUCUCAAUGCAUCAACUGCUCCUUGAGGAUGUGAAAGCUUUGUGUCUUCCUAAUGUUCCCGGCAUCCAAAUUUUGAAGGACCGUCUAGAACCUAAGUUUUGUACUGCAGUUUCGUGUAAAGAUUUCAUUGUUAUCGAUUGAAUCACUACCAACAUUGUUCAUUAUUCUUUGUACUUAA